Messenger RNA from Stereum hirsutum FP-91666 SS1, 2133 nucleotides. RefSeq lists its product as uncharacterized. The record is from RefSeq and is a predicted model, not a curated record. Gene Ontology annotation, molecular function: protein binding. Bases 1 to 2133 code for a protein of 710 amino acids. The transcript has a single exon. Lineage: Eukaryota; Fungi; Basidiomycota; Agaricomycetes; Russulales; Stereaceae.
AUGUCAAAACCUCGCCUGGACAAUUUCGAUAAAAGGCUUGUUAUUGUACAAGGUCAACUUGACGCUCUAUGCGAACGCGAAAACGAGCUUCAAAUCCUUGUCCGCUCCGUACGUCUGGAACGACUCGCCCUUAAAGCUGAACAUAAUGAUCUAGAGGCUCUGAGAGUACCAAUCAACUGGUUACCUACAGAACUUCUCUGUCGCAUCUUUGUUUUAUCUACCGACCCCUUCGACGAUCUCGACGAUACGUCCUGUGACGCGACUCCCAUCACCCUGUCGCAUGUAUGUCGGAAAUGGCGCGGUAUUGCUUUGGGUACGCCGAUGCUGUGGCGAAGAGUUCAGCUGCACCCCCGCGACGCCUCCUACGAUGAACCUGGACCUCAACGAGUCCGCUCUCCUCAGGCUCUCGCAUUCUUGCGCCGCGCUCAACCAGUUCCACUCGACAUUAUUCUAAAAGCCGAACCGGAUCCUAUUUUGCUCCAUUUGUCUGGUCAUAUACAGCUAAUGAUUCAGAGGCGCAGCGACGCCUUCAGAUUCGGUUACCCCAGUCGUACGCUUCACGUUCUCGAGACCUUGGGUGACAUACGUUCUAUUUUGGUCGACGAUUGGUUCACCAUGACGCUGGACGUGUUCUUGCUGCUUUGCAUGCGGGAGCCCGUUUUCCCAUCCCUGGAGACAUUGUCCCUGCGCAUCUUCGAUUUAAAUUUCUACAGACCCUUUCUCGACUACAUCACAUCAUGCCGCGAGACGCCGAGCUUCGUCAAGUGGAAGCCGCAACCGUUCCGCAAACUACAGUGUCUAUCUUUGUUCGGAAUCCCGUUUGACUUCCUCCCAACCUGUGAUCUUCCUCUGUUGCGGGAGUUCACCUUUGGUCACCCGCUAGAUUGUCUCUACAAUCCAUCAUUCAAGAUCGCUCAUUUUGCUCGGUUCCUCUCUUCUGCCCCCAAUCUCGAGAAACUCUCUCUCCUCCAGGCCGGGCCCGAGUUUGAUAUUGGGAUCGACACCUCCCUCCCACCUACAUUCUGGGAUAAAGCCAUAGACUGGUAUCCAGCUGGGCCAAACAAGGUCCCCCCUCUCGUCCUAGCGAACCUCAAAGAGCUCGAAUGGAUAGGUCCCCCAGUCGAAUGCCUCUACUACUUCUUCACCUUCUUCCCUUCCCUAGCUCUCGAGUCACUCAACGUCGCCUUUCUCCCACCUUCUUUCCGUAUAAGGACACAACCUACAAUUCUUCACUCCCCCUUCACGAGCCUCGACACUCUGCUCAAAAACAGCACAGCCAUCCACUCUACCAAGCCUCUCUUCGUUCCUACCAUCAUCCUCCCAACACUUAAGACCCUCUGUGUUGACUGCUCGACAGGAGACACUCUCCGUCAUCCAUUCCGUCGCAUCGAUGUCCCGGCUCUAGAAACCCUCUCCAUCUCGAACACAGAAGCCAAUCAUCGCAAAAAGCUCGAUGAUGACUUUGCGGUAUACGAAGGACCCGCAUGGGUAGCUUGUCAUGCAUCAAAAACCUUUGCAUAUACUCUUCCCUACCUCCCCCGCCUCGAGUCCAUAUUCCGCGACCCGCGCCUUCCAUUCCUCACGUCCUUCUCCCUCGCUUCGUUCGCGAUCGUUCCGGACUCCGUCGAGACAUUGUUGGCAUAUAUGCCUGCGCUGAGAGUCAUGCACAUGGAUAUGGUGGACGGGGUGGAUGAUGUCUUGAAAGGGUUAGCGAUGACGAGGGUCUCGAAGGAUGGGAAGAGGAUGGUGUUGAAGAGCUGUUUGCGAUUGGAGGAAAUGAGACUUUGGGGAUGCGAUAACGGGUUUCAUAUGGAGUGUUUAGAGAAGGUGGUCCGUCUGAGAAGUGGGAUGGUGAAGGAUACAAAAGAGAUGAAGGUUUCAGCUGCGCCAAAAUCUUCCAGAAAAGCAGGUGAAAUUAAUGCUUCGGGAGUAGGGGUACGAAAGAUCAAACCACUCAAGAGAGGCGCUGCGGGUACAGGUGGCGGUUGGUGCGGCGUGGAAGGUACAGCCGCUAGGGAGGGCGAGGAAGCGACGAGGAUGAAGAAAGUAAAGAUCAGGAAUUGCCAGUCGGUAACAGAGGAAAGGGCGAGAGAGAUGGAGUGUUGGGGUGUAAUGGUCGAGUGGGCAGAGUAA